Molecule: messenger RNA, 2166 nt
Organism: Cercospora beticola
Lineage: Eukaryota; Fungi; Ascomycota; Dothideomycetes; Mycosphaerellales; Mycosphaerellaceae
Source: RefSeq, a predicted model, not a curated record
CCCAUUUUCACAUGCGCGCCCACUUGGAAGAGAGAAGGUCCAACCUAGACUUGAUUCCCAAAGUCAAAGAUACCAUCAAACUAACCUGACCCACGGCAUCACGCACGCAACAACCUCGGUCUUUCAAUGAAACGUGAAGAGACGACGAGCAUAAGCACCACUCGAUCCAACGCCUUUCGUUAAGGGCUGGAAUUGCACGCGCAACAAACCUGCCUGCUGCCGACGCCGAGUCAAUGAACGACCAAGGCAUGAACCGCGCCCUUCAGACCUCUGUAUAGACCGAAGGAUCGACAUAUACUUUCUCAUUCGCAUUGCGCCUAGCUCGAAAAAGCGUAGUUCAUUGCAAACCUGCAUGCACGCGAGAAGGUCUUUAAUACUCCGGUACUUGCUACUACCUUGUUGCUGCUCGCUCCGUCAGACUUUGGACUCUCCCGCCUUCCAUUGAUGAUCGCGGACGGUCUCGAUGGGGCAACACAAUGCCGGGGAACAUCAUCAACCUCACACCGGCCGACAUUGCCAAAUGGCCAACUCCAAACUAUGAUGAUCCCCCUCGUCGACACUGGAUGCCUCCAUAUGCGGCCAUACUGUGUGGUGUCGCAACAUUAAUGGUCGCCACCCGAUUAUGGAUCCGAUCCAGGAAGCAUGCUGGCGGUCUUGGGCUUGACGAUGUCCUUCUGGUCUGCGGAUGGCUUGGCCUCGUGUGGUUCACAGCACUGGGCAUCAUCAACUCCGAAGUGUACUUGACAUCACGGCAUAUGUGGGACAUUCCGAUGGUAACCUACGAGAACAUCGCGCUCGUCACCUGGAUCGCCGAACUCGCCUUUCUAAUCUGCUCUUGCUUCACUAAAGUCUCGGUCCUAAUGUUCUAUCGCCGACUCGUGGACCAUACAGUUUCCAAGUACUGGAUCUGGACUGUCAUUUGCGCCAUCUCGUUCACUAUAUCAUAUUCAUUGGCCUUCAUACUGGUCCUUAUCUUCAACUGUUCACCAACGGAAGCCUAUUGGAAGGCCUUUAAUCCAAGCUGGACGGCACAGUAUACUUGUGUCGAUACGACUAUUGUUAAUUUACUGGCUGGGAUAAUGUCCAUCAUCAGUGAUUUGUAUUCUGUCAUUCUGCCAUGUCUCAUGACAAGGCACUUACUUCUGCCCAAGGCGCAGAAGCUCGGACUUUUCUUCGUCUUUUCACUGGGCCUGCUCGCAGUUGUCGCCAGCUCCGUGCGAACUUACUGGUUGUACAAAGUCGGACACUCCAGCGACGUGUCGACCAGCAUAUUCUACGUCUUCGUCUGGGCGCAACUCGAGCUCAGUCUUGGAAUCAUGUGCACAGCACUGCCGUCACUGCGCGUACUCUUCCGAGAAUACGUUAGCAGCCCUUUGAAAAGAUCUCGAUUCGGAGGUACUUUCUCUUCGAGUCGAAGCCGCCGAAUGUCUGACGAAGUUCGAAUCAUACAAGGACAAGGCAUUACAGGAAUCUCCAGCGCGGAUCUCGAAAACCAACAAGUUCACUACAGUGCCAAACAUACACCGACAUCUUCAACAUCGACCUGCGCUGAUGACGCUGUCGUGAAAGCUGAUGAUCAAGAGACAAUGCGAGCUUCCUGGACAGAGGGCAUUCCCUAUCUCGUGACGACGCCAGAGCAAUACGAAACAUACAAUCUACGUAACAUGGAGAAGUACAGAAAAUCUACGCAUACCCGAGAUGGAUCAAGGAGCACAAAAGCGCAGUCUGGAUUAUCUCGCAAGGAAAUCAAUGUUACGGAGAGAAUGUCGUCGGACAAAGAGAUCGACAGCGCGGAGAGGAGCUGGUUCGACAGUAAAGACUAGAACAGAUUUGGUGCUAAGUUCGCACCACAUUAUGAUUGAUGAAGUUAAUGGCUCCACGAUACGACAGAGGAGAAAGAACAGGAAGAAAACCACCCCACUGGUGCCACGAUCGAAAUCGGAUUUAUUCCACAUCUCCCCGGUCCCGUCUGCGGUAGAUGUGAGUCGGGCUGUCCAACACGGUGGCGCUCGACACAUCCAGGCUCGGAAGGCUUUAGAUUGAGCACCAACAAUGAACGACAACGCGAAUUGGGGCAUUUGCCGAAAAUUAUCAAGGGGGUAAAAAGACUGAGAAAUGCCGUGGGGAAAAUGAAAUGCGAGAUCGAUAGCAUCGCAAGAGACGAUG